AGUGUCAUUUUUAUUUCCCAUUUGGUGAUGAUGUAGAGUUGCAGUCCGAGUGUCACUCAUGAGUGUGAUGGAAACUCAUAUCUGAAUGGAAUCUGUUACCAGUUCAACAGCAGUCUGGAUUUCACCACCAGUUUCACCCCCGCUUUCCAAGAAUGCAAUAAGAGUAAAGUCAACCUGGUUUUCCUUUUCGACGGUUCUCAAAGCAUGCAGGAAUCUGACUUCAAUAAGAACAAACACUUCAUAUGGGACAUUAUGACAAAUCUCAAAAACUCAUCUAUCGAGUUUGCUGCUGUUCAGUUUUCUUUCAGCUUCAAGACAGUUUUCACCUUUAAAGAUUAUGUUAACAAUGAGGCAAAGAAGAAACUUGAUGAAGAAAAACAUAUGAAGUCACUCACAAACACACACAGUGCCAUCAGAUACGUCCUUAAAGAACUGUUUGAUAACUCGGAGUCUGGUGCAGAUCCUGAGGCUACUAAAGCCCUGGUCAUCAUCACAGACGGAAGUCCUACUGAUAUCUCAAAUGGUGAGAUACAGCGCUGUGAGUCACGCGGCAUCACUCGCUUUGUUAUCGGGGUGGGAGCUGUAAGUCUUGAGAAUCUGAAAAGUCUUGGCUCAAAGCCGAAUGACAACUAUAUCUUCAUGAUUAAAGACUAUGAUGGACUAAAAGGACUUUUGGAUAAAUUGCAAAAUAAGAUCUACGCCAUCGAGGGAGCCAAGGGCAGGAAAUUUAAUAAAGAGCUGUCUCAGAGUGGAUUCAGUGCUGCCAGUGAUAAGGACAGUCUCAUUCUGGGAGCAGUUGGAGGUAAUGAUUGGAGUGGAGCACUGUAUGAGGUGCAAGGAACCAGGAACGAUGAAAAGGAAUUCAAAGGUUUCCAGUUCAAUCCGGAUUCAUACAACGGUUACGCUGUGGUGGUUGGACAGAGAGACAGCGUUUCUCUUGUGUUCUCUGGAGCACCAAGAUCUAAUCACAGGGGUCAGGUGACUCUGUUUAAAAAGAUGUCUAAUGAGUGGGUGGCUUUGAGGAACAUUUCUGGUGAACAAAUCGGCUCUUAUUUCGGAGGAUCGUUGUGUUUGUUAGACCUGGAUUCAGACAACAACACUGACUUCCUUGUGGUUGGAGCCCCACUGUAUUAUAAUCAUCAUCCACAGUUAGAGGGACGGGUUUACAUCUACAAUCUCACACAGAAGCUCGAUAUGGAGAAGGUGUUGGAGGUGUUUGGAUCACCUCAGGGUCGGUUUGGGAUGACUCUAGCUGCUUUAGCAGAUCUGAAUGGAGACCAGAAGCAGGAUUUAGCUGUUGGAGCUCCACUGGAAGAUAAUCACAGAGGAGCCAUUUACAUUUAUCUCGGCGACCCUGAACAUGGCAUCCGCAGGCAGUACAGCCAGAAAAUUGUGGCAAGCUCUCUCUCUAUGAAGCUUCGACAUUUCGGUCUGGCGAUUGACGGUGUGAUGGACAUGGGACAGGACGGUCUGACGGACAUUGCUGUUGGAGCAAAAGGAACCGUUUUACUCUUGAAAUCUCGGCCGGUUGUGUCCGUCUCAGCGAAGUUCAGUUUCUCUCCAUCUGAAAUAAACCUCACUCACUUCGACUGCCUCAACAACCUGGAAAAUCCCACUGACAAAAAUAAAGUCAUCACCCUGAACACCUGCUUUAUUAUGACUGAGAACACCAACAGCAAAGGGGCAGUGAGUAAUCUGAACAUAUCAUGGGUGCUCAUUGCUGAUGCUGUGAGACAGGACAGUCGGGCAUUUUUCAAUAAGGAAGAUAAGACGUCCAGGAAUCUAACAAAGUCCAUGAUGCUGGGCUUGAACAUGUCCUGUUCCAGUGACGAGGUCUAUAUGCAAAGGUGUGUAAAGGACACGAUGUCUCCUGUAUUGUUCAGACUCAACUUCAAACAGUCUGAUCCUCAGAAGUCCACUUCCAUCCUGAACAUUGACAGCAAGACCACAGCUUUUGUAGAGGUUCCCUUUCAGAUAAACUGCAACAACAAAAGUUGUGUAUCAGACUUACUGAUGGACUUUAACUUCCUGGACAGCACAUUGCUGGUGGUGGACCAAGCAUCUUUUAUCAUCCGUGUGACUUUAACGAAUAAAGGAGAUGACUCCUUCAACACCAGUUUGGUUCUGCUCUACCCUCCUGGAUUAUCUCUCUCAAUGUUCAAGACCAUUAAGCCACACAGAAGGGUUCUGAGCAGUUGUGGAGAUCGUGAUGAAGGAGCUCUAAAUAAAACCACCUGCAGUAUCAGUUUACCGGUGUAUCCCAGAAACAUGAAUGCCGAGUUUGAGGGUAUAUUCCGCAUCUCUCGCUUUUACAACUGGAAAGAGAGCAUGCAGAUGACACUUGUGAUCAGCAGCGAUAACAAUGGAAAUACAAGUAAGUCCACAGUGAUGAAAACUCUGCCUGUUCAGUUCAGUGUAAACGUGGCCAUCAGCAUGCGGCUUGGUCGGGUGAAGGUGGCUUAUGGAUAAGCCGUUCCAGUGGACCUUGUGACUGCCGGCCAAUCAUGAGCUCUGCUGGUGUUUUGGCGGUGGUCUCUUGAUGGGCCGUAUUAAGGGCGAAGUGGAACUCAGGUAACUCUGGUCCCAGUUUUGGUGGUAUAUUCCAACAUAGGAGACAAUCAUUGUUUUUAAUGCCUUACAGUGUUCUGAGAGGACACAGGAGGUGAAUUGAGGGCCUCGAUCUGAUACCAGAUAUUUGGGAACCCCCCAACGGGUAAAUAUUUCUUUCCUUAGGAUUUUGGUUAAUUUCUGGGUUUUAUCAUCUCUAAGGGGAAACAUCUCUACCCACUUAGUGAAAUACUCCAUUAUUACCAGGAGGUAGGUGUUCUGUUUCUUGCUCCCUGGGUAGGGCCCCAUUAAAUCCAUCCCCAGCAUGUGGCCUGGUUCUUGGGCCUUGGUGCUUUGCAGAAAGCCGCUGGGUUUUGAGUUUUCUGGCUUGUAUUUCUGACACAUCUCACAGAACUUGACGUACUGCCAGAUGUCUUUCCAGACAGAAGGCCACCAAGCUACCUCCAACAGCCUUAGCAGAGUUUUCAGCCUACGCAGGUGUCCUCCUAGAGGGUUGUCGUGGAAGUAAUGUAGGAAACCUGGUACUAAUGAUUGAGGGACCACUAACUGGAACUUCUCCCCCUGGUUCUUCAAAGGAAUCUGGCAGUAUAACACCCCCUUUCUGUCUUUGCUAUCUGCUUGCAGAUGUGUGAUGUUACUGUCCCUGCUUUGUGCUGUAGCUAUUUCGUCCAGGGUGUGAGGGAUGUCGGAUGUAUACUUGGGAGGUGACACAACUAGACAGGGUACCUCUUUAGCCUUUUCAGGUAGGUAAGCUCUGGACAAUGCAUCAGGCCCUAGGUUAAGACAGCCCUUCCUGUGGUGUACCUGGAAGCAGAAUUAUUGUAGGUGGAGCGUCCAGCGGGUCAGUCAUGAGGAUGUUUUGGGGCAAUUGAAGGCCCAAGACAGAGCUGCAUGAACUGUAAAAAUGUUGAACUGCCUUACUUCCAGGUGAUUCCAGACUUCCAUUUUUCCACGGCAUUUUUACCGUUACCGGUACCAGAAAAAUGGGGUUGAGUGAUGGAGACACCUGCCAGGUUUUUGGAGGAAGAGCAAUCAGUCGGGCUGUUGCUGCUUCUUUCCUUCCCAUUCUGCCCCACUUUCUGCCAGUAGUCUUUUGCCCCAAGGCAAUCCUUCUCAACCAUGGACCCAACCUUCACCAGCUGUUCUUGCCCCAAGGCAAUCCUUCUCCACCAUGGACCCAACCUUCACCAGCUGUUCCAGGGUGGUCACUGUUCCCCUCAGGCAGCCAGCAACUCUUGGGUUGUUAAGUAUCUAACUCAUCCUCUGUGAUGUCUAGCUUCCACUUGAGGCAGAGGGCUCUGUAGUCAUAAGCAAAGUCUCUCAGGCAUUGUCGGGGUUGCUGUACCAGUGACCGGAGUUUGUCUUCCACCUCCGUGAGGUAGUCAUCUGGUAGGAAUGCCACCAUAAAAGCCUCUUUGAAAUACUGCCAGUCCGUGAUUUUAUUUUUCAGCCUUCCACCGGCUAAAAUCAGAUCCUCUCAAUACAGUGCUCAGAGUACCAAUUAGUUCCACACUGGGGAGUGGUCUGAUGUCCAGGUAGUUUUCACAUUGCUCGAUAACGUUUAGGACAUCAGCCAUUUCACAGGCAUCCCCAAAUUUGUGGGAAUCUCCAGGCAGAUGGGAGGACGAGCACAGAAGGAUGAUAUAUUGGCUGCUGCCGGAGGGGUAAGCUCACUAGAGGGUUGCGUGGCAGUAGGAGUAAUAACGCUGUAGGUGGUAUUGGUAGGCUUGGGUGGAGGCACUUUAGCUCUGGUCGCUGGCACCGGUGUCAUGGGAAGGUGCAUGGGUGUAACGGGAGAACUAGCUGGAGUCUAGGCCUGUAGUCUGGUGAGGGAGGGUCCCUCCUUAGAAAACAGUCCGUCACCGCUCUUUCCAGCUUCUCCAGGGACAUCUGGAAACCCUCCUGCAACUCUGCUAAGCCAGCAUCCACUGCCUCCCUAAAACUGGUUUCCCAAUUCAGGAGACUAUCAACAGACUGCUUGAAAUCGUGAUUCACAGAUUGUACUUUGAGCUAAGGGCCAAUAAAUCCACCUUAAGCUGCGCAA
Messenger RNA from Tachysurus fulvidraco (yellow catfish), 4612 nucleotides. Its product is annotated as integrin alpha-L-like. Lineage: Eukaryota; Metazoa; Chordata; Actinopteri; Siluriformes; Bagridae. Gene Ontology annotation, biological process: cell-matrix adhesion; integrin-mediated signaling pathway; cell-cell adhesion. Gene Ontology annotation, molecular function: integrin binding. The transcript is spliced from 20 exons. Gene Ontology annotation, cellular component: integrin complex; external side of plasma membrane. Bases 205 to 2469 code for a protein of 754 amino acids. The record is from RefSeq and is a predicted model, not a curated record.